Arabidopsis arenosa is the source of this 3180-nucleotide messenger RNA. The record is from the annotation of a GenBank genome assembly. NCBI's taxonomy places the organism in Eukaryota, Viridiplantae, Streptophyta, Magnoliopsida, Brassicales, Brassicaceae.
GGUAAAAGGUGAACUAGAAGCCAUGUUAUCAUUUCCUCAUCUCUACUCUGUUGGCUUUCAGGGCUUUGCAUGGAUCCUUUCUCCUACGACGAGUCUCUAAAAUCAGAGUGCCUCAUGGAACCUCCACAAACAACUGGCAAUACUGGAGGAGAAGGAUAUAAAGAAUUGAAGAUCAACGAAAAUGGUGAAAUCAGAAAUGUAGUAGAGAGAGUUUGUCUUCAGGAAGGAAACAUAUAUAGCAUUUCUGCUUGGGUGAGGUUGAGAAAUGAGAGUCAGAGUAAAGUAGGAAUGACUUUUAGGGGGAAGAAUGGGAAAAACGUUUUCGGAGGUGAAGUUAAGGCGAAAAAAGGAUGCUGGUCUUUGCUUAAAGGCGGUAUUACCGCUGAUUUCUCAGGCCCUAUCGACAUUUUCUUCAAGAGCGAUGGCUUAGCGGGCUCAGAGAUAUCAAUACAAAAUGUGAGGCUGCAACGGUUCAACAAAUCUCAAUGGAGGCUACAACAAGACCAAAUUCGGAAGAAUAAAGUGAGCUUUCAAAUGAGUUUUCAAAACAUAAACGCAUUAAAAGGAUCAGUGAUUUCCAUAGAACAGAUCAAACCAUCAUUCCUCCUUGGUUGUGCUAUGAACUACCGAAUUUUGGAAAGUGAUAGCUAUAAAGAAUGGUUUGUGUCGCGGUUUAGACUAACUUCCUUCACCAAUGAAAUGAAAUGGUAUGCAACUGAGGCAGUGAGAGGUCAAGAGAACUACAAAUUAGCUGAUUCAAUGAUGCAACUCGCGGAGGAAAAUGGGAUUUUAGUCAAAGGACAUACAGUCUUGUGGGACUAUAAGUAUUGGCAGCCAAAUUGGGUUAAAACGAUCACGGAUCCAGAAGAUUUGAAGAAUGUGACACUCAACCGAAUCAACUCGGUUAUGAAGAGAUAUAAAGGGAGAUUAAUAGGAUGGGAUGUGAUGAAUGAGAAUGUGCAUUUCAACUACUUCGAGAACAUGCUUGGUGGAAACGCUUCAGCUAUUGUCUACUCUUUGGCCUCCAAGCUGGAUCCUGAUAUACCGUUGUUCUUGAACGAGUUCAACACGGUAGAGUAUGCUAAAGACAGAGUUGGGAGCCCUGUUAACGUGGUGAAGAAGAUGCAAGAGAUUGUUUCAUUCCCAGGAAACAGUAAUAUUAAAGGAGGAAUUGGAGCACAAGGUCACUUUGGUCCAAUUCAGCCCAACUUGGCUUACAUGAGAUCUGCAUUAGAUACAUUAGGCUCUUUGGGUUUUCCAGUUUGGCUUACGGAGGUUGAUAUGGCCAAGUUCCCGGAUCAGGUUAAAUACAUGGAGGACAUUUUGAGGGAAGCUUACUCGCAUCCGGCGGUUAAAGGCAUAAUCCUAUAUGCAGGGCCUGAAAUGUCCGGUUUCGACAGGUUAACGCUUGCCGAUAAAGAUUUCAACAACACAGACAUAGGGGAUCUCAUCGACAAAUUUCUCCAAGAGUGGAAACAAGAACCUGUAGAGAUUCCUAUCCAACACCAUGAAUAUAAUGAUGAAGCAGAAGGCAAUACCGGAGGAGAAGGAUUCGAAGAAUUCAAGAUAAACGAAAGUGGUGGAAUCAGAAAUGUAGUAGAGAGAGUUGAUCUUCAGGAAGGAAACAUAUACAGUGUUUCUGCUUGGGUGAAGUUGAGAAAUGAGAGUCAGACAAAAGUAGGAAUGACUUUUAGGGGAGAGAAUGGGAGAAACGUUUUCGGAGGUGAAGUUAUGGCGAAAAAAGGAUGCUGGUCUUUGCUUAAAGGCGGUAUUACCGCUGAUUUCUCAGGCCCUAUCGACAUUUUCUUCAAGAGCGAUGGCUUAGCGGCCUCGGAGAUAUCAGUACAAAAUGUGAGGAUUCAACAGUUCAAUAAAACUCAGUGGAGGCUACAACAAGACCAACUAAUUGAAAAGAUUCGGAAGAAUAAAGUGAGAUUUCAAAUGCGUUUUAAGAACAAAAGCGCACUGAAAGGAUCAGUGAUUUCCAUAGAACAGAUCAAACCAUCAUUCCUCCUUGGUUGUGCUAUGAACUACCUAAUUUUGAAAAGCGAUAGCUAUAGAAAAUGGUUUGUGUCGCGGUUUAGACUAACUUCUUUCACCAAUGAAAUGAAAUGGUAUUCAACUGAGGUAGUAAGAGGUCAAGAGAACUACCAUUUGGCUGAUUCAAUGAUGAAACUUGCAGAGGAAAACAAGGUACUAGUCAAAGGACAUACGGUCUUGUGGGACGAUAAGACGUGGCAGCCAAGUUGGGUUAAGACAAUCACAGAUCCGGAAGAUUUGAGGAAAGUGACACUCAACCGGAUCAAUUCGGUUAUGAAGAGAUAUAAAGGGAGAGUAAUUGGAUGGGAUGUUAUGAAUGAGAAUGUGCAUUUCAGAUACUUUGAGGACAUGCUAGGGAAAAACGCUUCAGCUAUUGUCUACUCUUUGGCAUCCAAGCUUGAUCCUGAGGUACCAUUGUUCGUGAACGAGUUCAACACAUUAGAAUAUGCAAACGAAGUAAUUGGGAGUCCGGUUAACGUGAAGAAGAAGAUGGAAGAGAUUAUUUCAUUCCCAGGAAACAAUAAUAUCAAAGGAGGAAUUGGAGCACAAGGUCACUUUCCUCCAAAUCAGCCCAACUUGGCUUACAUGAGAUCCGCAUUAGAUACGUUAGGCUCUUUGGGUUUUCCGGUUUGGCUUACGGAGGUUGAUGUGGCCAAGUGUCCGGAUCAGGUUAAAUACUUGGAGGAUAUUCUUAGGGAAGCUUACUCGCACCCUGCGGUUAAAGCAAUAAUCCUAUGGGGAGGACCUGAAGUAUCCGGUUUCAACAAGUUAACGCUUGCCAAUAAUGAUUUCAAAAACACACAAGCAGGGGAUCUCAUUGACAAAUUAAUCCGAGAGUGGAAACAAGAACCUGUAGAGAUUCCUAUCCAACACCAUGAACAUAAUGAUGAAGAAGAAGGUCGAAUAAUCGGGUUUUCUCCAGAGAUUUCCUUAUUGCAUGGACAUUACAGAGUGACUGUAACUAAUCCGUCGAUGAAGAACUUGUCCACCAGCUUCAGCUUGGAGGUAACAAAGGAGACGGGUCAUCUUCAAGAGGUUCAACUUGUAAUUGAUGCUUGAAAACUGAACUAUAUUAUUUAUCAUAUAUUGUGAAUCAUCCUAUGAGAGAUAAUACAUAAUAUAUAAAGAGAUUUGAAAUUA